AUGGUCCGAAAACAACAACUGCAAGUUGAAGGACGUAAAACCAUCGCAUACAUCGCUCCAGCUGAAUCGAAAAUGAUGAUCGAAGAUCGUGAGUGGGGAAACCAUGAAGUCCCACAACACGCAAACGAAGAAACAGCCCCAAGCUGCAGCUCCGAAUCGUCAUCGUUUGGUUUCGGCCCUGGAACGAGCCAUUCAAAUAACUUCCCAAUCCACCCGACCACGGUUUCGCCCAGCCAUCCAGCUACGCAGCCAGCCGGCCAUCCAGCGACGCUUCCAGCCAGCUUUCCAGCCACGCUUUCAGCCAGCCAUCCGACUACUGUUUCAGCUAGCCAGCCAGCGACGCUUCCAGCCACGCUUUCAGCCAGCCAUCCGACUACGGUUUCAGCUAGCCAUCCAGCGACGCUUACAGCCACGCUUUCAGCCAGCCAUCCGACUACGGUUUCAGCUAGCCAUCCAGCCACGCUUUCAGCCAACCAUCCGACUACGGUUUCAGCUAGCCAUCCAGCGACGCUUCCAGCCACGCUUUCAGCCAACCAUCCGACUACGGUUUCAGCUAGCCGUCCAGCGACGCUUCCAGCCACGCUUUCAGCCAGCCAUCCGACUACGGUUCCAGCCAGGCAUCCAGCUAUGUAUCCAGCCAGCUUUCCAGCUACGCUCUCAGCUAGCCAUCUAGCUACAGUUUCAUCUAGCUAUCCGGCUACGCUUCCCGCCAGCCAUCCAGCUACGCAGCCAGCCGGCCAUACAGCGAGGUUUCCGGCUACGCUUCCAUCCAGCCAUCCAGCUAUGCUUCCAGCCAGCCAUCCAGCUAUGUAUCCAGCCAGCUUUCCAGCUACGCUCUCAGCUAGCCAUCUAGCUACGGUUUCAUCUAGCUAUCCGGCUACGCUUCCCGCCAGCCAUCCAGCUACGCAGCCAGCCGGCUAUACAGUGACGUUUCCGGCUACGCUUCCAGCCAGCCAUCCAUCUAUGCUUCCAGCCAGCCAUCCAGCUAUGUAUCCAGUCAGCUUUCCAGCUACGCUCUCAGCUAGGCCCAGCCACGACUGCGUCUACCUCUCUGUCACCCCUUUCGCCUCAGCAACACCCGACAAGUCCUAG
Messenger RNA from Daphnia magna, 1092 nucleotides. RefSeq names its product streptococcal hemagglutinin-like. The coding region runs from base 1 to 1092 and encodes 363 amino acids. NCBI's taxonomy places the organism in Eukaryota, Metazoa, Arthropoda, Branchiopoda, Diplostraca, Daphniidae. The transcript has a single exon. The record is from RefSeq and is a predicted model, not a curated record.